UCACACGCUGGCUGGGUGUGGAUGCAGGGCUGCUGGUCAGCUGUCGUUCUCCCUCAGGAUCUCACACUGUUGAUUCAACAGCGGAGCCACUGAGAGGUUGAUAUCGUGGUCAUCACUAUGACUGAUGGGGAUUAUGACUACCUUAUAAAACUCCUUGCCCUGGGGGACUCCGGCGUGGGGAAGACCACCUUCUUGUACCGAUACACAGACAACAAGUUCAACCCCAAGUUCAUCACCACAGUCGGUAUCGACUUCAGGGAAAAGAGAGUGGUGUACACAGCGUCCAACCCCAAUGGGACGACCACAGGGAAAACCUUCAAGGUUCACCUUCAGAUCUGGGACACGGCCGGACAGGAGAGGUUCCGCAGCCUGACGACGGCGUUCUUCAGAGACGCCAUGGGCUUCCUGCUGAUGUUCGAUCUCACCAGCCAGCAGAGUUUCCUUAACGUCAGAAACUGGAUGAGUCAGUUACAGGCCAACGCCUACUGUGAGAACCCAGAUAUCGUGUUGAUAGGAAACAAGGCCGACCUGGCCGACCAGCGGGAGGUUCAGGAGAAACAGGCCAAAGAGCUGGCCGAUAAAUACGGGAUCCCGUACUUUGAGACGAGUGCGGCCACGGGAACGGAGGUGGACAAGGCGGUGAUAACGCUGCUGGACCUGGUCAUGAAGAGGAUGGAGCAGUGCGUCGACAAGCCGCCCGCCGAGCCGGCCAACGGUAACGGGGCGGCAAAGCUCAGCGAUGCACAGCCCAACGAGAAGAAAUGUGCGUGUUAGGUCACGAGGCGUCCGAGGAAACAACCUGUCAGUGCUCGUCCAUCGUCACGUUCCCUCCAUAGUUUACUUUCCUCCUCCCGUCAUGUUUGAUUGCAUGUUUCUUUGUCGUCUCUCUAAAACUAACCUUUAACCCUCUUCUUCUUCUUCUUCUUCUUCUUCUUCUCUUCCCCUCUGAACUGUCCGCCUCUCUGACAACAGAGCAACCCGACCUCGGGAUGAAAUUAAAACAGGAGGAAACAGUUGAAUGUGCCUCGUUUGAAACAAGCAGUCGGAGAUUCGAGCGCUGUAUGUUCCCACCUGCACGGUUCACAGGUGGUUUCAUUUCAAUUAGUCCAAACUUUUGUUUUUUCAAUUUAAAUCUGGUUCUUUGAGAGUUUCCUCCGGACCAGGCUGAACAACCGAGUGACCGACGUUCCCCCGUUUCACACCGUGUUCGAUGCUGUACCCGUAUUUCCAGAACACACAGCAGCUUUGUGGGAUUCUAUCGUUGGCAAAAUUUGCACAAAAUUAUGUUUUGCAUAACUGACCAUUAAUACAACACUUAAAAAUAGAAUAAUCGUCAAUUACAAAAACGUUUCUUAGCAAAACUUUUGUAACUAAACUUUCAUAUCAAAAGUUUAGCCAACCCAAGUUUAGUUACAAAAUUUUAGCUGACAAAAGUUCAAAAACAAAACUUUUGCUAACAAAGUUUUGCUGACAAAAGUUUAGCUUUGAAAAUGUAGUUACAAAAGUUAAGUACAAACAUUUAGCUAACAGAAGUUUGGCUUAAAAAAGUUUAACUAAAAGUUUAGUUAUAAAAGUAGAGCCAAACUUUUGUUAGCUAAACCAAAUAAAAUUUUGCAAACCGGUUAAGUUACAAAGGUUUAGCAAGAAAACUUGACAAACACUUCUUUGCUGUUUUUGUUUGUUUGUAAAUUACUGACAUACGAUUCUUUAGAAAUAGUAUUUAUUCAUAUAACGUGAAUAUUUUUCAUUGUUAUGAAAACAUCCGAUGAUUUCACACGUGUAUGUUUAUAAAUGUUGAAGCAGCUAAUGUUCCAUUAAAACCUCCGUGAUGAGUUUUGGCUGAAAACAGAUUUGCAGAUUGUUAAAAUAUUUUUGAUUGAAUAUGGGUACAGCAUGGUACAUGAGGAAUUCUGGGAAAAAUCCUGUGUUGUAUAUUAUCGAUAGAGCAUCAUCGGCCAGGAUUCUCGUAUUGUUCCGAGCGGAUCUACUGCCUUGGCUUUUAAAGCGUUAUUCCGUUGUGGAGCGACAGAACUCAGCCACGUUGUUUUCUCUGUGGUUCCAUCGUCACCAGAACAUUUAACUGAAAACAAACCUGCAGCACAGUCUGAAAGAUUCACGAGGAUUUAACAGAACAACACAGUGUUUGAAUGACAGCUCCGCAGAAACAAGUUCAAUAACAGUUGAUAAUCAUAUAAAAUAAACUUCAGAUCUUCAGAGCAGCUGAACUUUCACCUCUUUUUAAUGGAUAAUCACACAAAGUGAAAUUACGCUUUAAGGCCCCACACGACCAAUGUUUUUAGAAUAUGACAAAUUAUUUAUAUUAUAUAAAAUAUAAAUAUAAAACGGAGAAUAUUAUUAUUUCUGUUGUUCACGUUUUGUUGUUUUUUCACGUCCAUCGCGAGCAAAUUAUCUCAACUGAAGCCGUCACGUUUUCCCAAAAUACACAUUUCUUAACGAGACGUGUCUCAAAGAACUCCUGAAGAAAUGUCUUUGCUCUGAACUGGACUUUUUGAUUUUUGGCUCAACACUUGAAGUUGUAACUUUUCGUCACCGUAGUUUGUCGUGCGGCACUAUGUUGUUUUAGUUUUGUUGCGUAACGGACCAUUUCACAGUCGGUGUAGAAACUUCACGACGCCUGAGCACAGUGGGAAACAUUCGUCUUUAGUGGCUCAGUAGAUGAAAAUUUACAGAGAAUUUUGUUUAAAUUUCAAAAAAUCAACUUUGGUUCCGAGAUGAUUUCUUUUGUUUUAAGUGCAACUCAACGAUUUCCCUCACAUCCAGUGAAACCUUGAUCUGCCUUACUUCAUGAACAAUCUUGAGCCGAGUUGAGUUGCCCCGGAAACAACGGACAUCUUCUGUUGUCAUUGUUUUCUCUCCUGCUGCGAGUUCAACCUGUUGUUUUCUUUAACUUGUCGUCAUCGUCCCAACCAACAGCUGUAAAAUAUUCAAACCACAGCUGGUUGGUUUUCAAAGUAAAACCAGAGGCUGCCAAACGGGUGAACACUAACGUUAAUGAUGUGGCUAAUUAACGGAAACGGUCGAGGUUUGGCGUCGCUUCAUCGUUACGCAUAUUUAAUCUGUGCCAAAUAAAAAACAGGAAACACAACAGAGGAGAAAUUCUGCUUUUCACUACGAGAAAAAUCUGCCUUUUAUGGUUAAAACAUGUUUUUCCGCGUGUUCUUUUUUUUAAAUUUCAAAGCCAAACAGUCAUUUGCCAACAGCUGAUCUCGGUGCCAUAAACAACACUAAGAAGAUUUAGAUGUUCAGACAGUGUCACGUUCUCCACCAGUUAUUUAGCUGCAUUAUAACAACAAUGUUCUCAGAAACGAUUGUGUCUCAGUAGGUUUGUUGUACAGUUUCAUAAUUUAUGUUAUCAUGAUGUACAGGUUAUGUUAUUUUCUAUAGGCUAUGCAUUUCUAAACAUUUAAUAGAUGUUUUAGUUUUAAUUCAUUAAGUAAUUUGUGUUGUUUAAGCUGAAGUUGAAACCUUUGGCCACCAGGGGGUGGCGCAAUAUGCCGAAAAAAAAUCGCAUCGUCAUAUUAUCACCUGAUGAAAGUCUGCGUAGUUUAAAAAAACCAAUUUGUCUAAAGGUUCCAGUUUCUUCACAGCCAGAUCCUAUUUUCAGAAAACCUCUGCCCCCUGCUGGCUUGAUGAGACACAACCAGACAGUUAAAAAAAAAGCUGCAGGAGAUUAAAGCUGAGUUCACUCAGAGUGUAACCUUUAAAAAUACAAAACUACAUUUUAAUAGAAGAAUACUGAUCCAUCCAGCUCCUGAAGUCUUUCACCAGGUUUUAAAAGUGUUGAUUUCAUUAAUCUCAUUUUCAGGUUUGUUAAUUGUUGAAAAAUCUAAAAUUUGGACUUUUCUCUGUAAAUAAAACAGUUAAUUAUGAGGAAAUUAGAUUAGUUGCCUUUAAAUGUCAUGUAGCCUUACGUGAGCACGAUGACCGACGCCUACUUCAGGGGAAUUCAGUAAUUUCAAUGAAUUUAUUUUCCAUUAAAAUAAAAUAAAGCGUUGAAAUUUGUCCGUAAGCAACAUUUUAAAUUACCCAACAGCUCAGACUGAAUGAAGCAGCUCGGCACAAGAAAACUUGAGCAUCAACAGAAUCACUGAAUUAUUAGAAAUGAUGGGUUUUGUUUCUCAAAUUCUUCAAAUUAAAAAACGUUUUCUUUUUAAACGGAUGCCUUUCGAUCGUGACAAUCUGAACCAAACCAUCAGCUCUGAUCUGAUGCUUCUGUUGCUCGACAUCUUCUUUCUUAUUUAAAUCACGAAUCUUUCCUCUUUUUUUGUAGCAUCAAGUUUCCACGUUUCUCUUAAAGCGUCUCGUUCGUUAACCUCAUUAAUAAACUUUUUUUACUUCACUUGGAAAGUUUACACAGUUUGACGAGUCAUGUUGUGCCUGUUAGUAACUGAACCUCUGUUACGUCUGUGAGCUACUGAAUAUUUUACUGCAUUAUUGAUUAUAGAUUACAAAACAGAGGAGAGCAGAAGUCCUGAUGUUGUUUUUGUGCCCGAUAUAUCAAAACAACUAAUUAAUCCAAGUACCUCUAAGAGCUUUUAUUUUUGGAAAUUCUCUGUGUGUGAAUACUCUGAUGCCUGCGGUUUGUACACGUUCGUUCUGUUUUCACCGUGCGUAUUGAUGCCUGUGUGUGUUUGUCGGGUUUGUUGCACCGUCAGCAUGUUUGACACCAUGAGAAAGGAAUGACCUGUGAUGUGUUUAGUGUUUCUGAUGUCUGAGCUGCAAAUAAAUCUCUGUGGUUGUUUUUACCCCUUGGGUUUUUUUUCUCCACAAUGAUCUGACUUGAAGCAGAUGGAGGCCAACGUGUUUGAGGAGAAAAUUGAAAUAGAAACAUUUUAAUUUUCACAGACCGCGGUAUCACCGCAACUCAAGCAAACACUGUACUGAGCAUUUAACUCUUUAGAAAACAGAGAAUGAAACAUAAAAUGUUCAUUGUUCAAGAUAGAAACCAUUUUGAGCACAAUUUAUUAUCUCCUGUGCACAAGAUGCAUUUCAGCUUUGGAAUAAUCUGAGAAUAUAAUUUUGUUAAAGGCACAAUUAUAAAAAAAAAAAAGAAAAAGAAAAAGGAAUCAGAUCUUUAAUCGAAGACACUUGUGAGUGAUUCAAAUUCAAUCCUUGGUUUUAACGUGUUGAUAAUUGUCUAGAUAAGUAAAAGCAAAACUGUAACAAAAACAUUUGACGCUGAAACACUUGAUGAGAUUUCUCUGGUUUCCGUGGUAACAGCAUUGUGAGACUUGACAGCUGAUUAAAGACAAAUUCGUACAAUAACAACUUUGGAAUGUGACGUGUUUGUUGUUCACCUCAUCGCUUGACUGUUUGUGUCUGAUCACAACUAGUUCAACACUCGAUUCUGGAAAUAGAACUGAAAUCGAAUCUGUUCAGUCCAAGUGAUGAAAAGUUGAAGAGGUUCGCUUUGUGAGGUCGCUUUGACUUUAACCCUCGAUCACCAAAAUCGAAUCAUGUCAUCCUCGAGUCCAAGUGAAUGUUUGAACCAAAUGUGAACAAAUUCCCUUGAGGCCUUUCGGAGUUAUCGGGUUCACAAAGCAAACUUUUUUUUUUGUGAGGUCAAAGUGACCCUGAACCUUGAGCGUUGGCUACCAAAAUCUAAUCAGGUCAUCCUCGAGUCCAAGUGAAUGUUUGUACCAAAUGUGAAAGGAUUCAUCCAAAGCGUUCUGAAGAUAUCACAUUCAGAAGGUAAAAAAAAUUGCUUUGUGAGGUCAAAGUGACCUUGAACCUUGAGCGUUGGCUACCAAAAUCUAAUCAGGUCAUCCUCGAGUCCAAGUGAAUGUUUGUACCAAAUGUGAACAAAUUCCCUUGAGGCCUUUCGGAGCUAUCGGGUUCACAAAGCAAACUUUUUUUUUCUGUGAGGUCAAAGUGACCUUGAGCCUUGAGCGUUGGCUACCAAAAUCUAACGAGGUCAUCCUUACAUGUGAAAGGAUUCUCUGAAAGUGUUCCGAGGCUUAAAAACCCACCUGAUGCAAAGAAUUGACAGUGGAGAAGAUUUAUUUGCAUUUUGUUUUAAGACACUUCUCAGCACGAGCGACAGGAUGAAACAAACAUAAAUACCCGAGAACAGUUGAACCUGUAGAGCGUGAAGUGUAGUUACAAAAAUAAUUAUUUUUACAUAUCUGUCGACGCUGCCAAUUUCAUUCAAGAGGAAAGACUAAAGAAAAAAAAUACUCGUGACAUUGUGAAGUAAUUAGAUUCCCGACAGUUAAAACAUUAAAAUCUUUCAUAAUAAAACUCUGUGAUUCCACAACACACAUGCAUCAUCAAGCGUAAACAGGAGAAUCUGAGUAUUAGCUUUAUGUCUCUAACACGAUGUAAAAAAAAAAGGGAACAUGCAGGUCUGUAAAAACAUCCACAAUUAAAAUCGGAGAAUUAAACCAGUGAAUAAAAGUGAUGAUUUGUA
This is a messenger RNA of Paralichthys olivaceus (Japanese flounder), 6430 nucleotides long. RefSeq names its product RAB27B, member RAS oncogene family (gene rab27b). The record is from RefSeq and is a predicted model, not a curated record. Gene Ontology annotation, cellular component: secretory granule; melanosome; exocytic vesicle. Gene Ontology annotation, biological process: exocytosis; positive regulation of exocytosis. Lineage: Eukaryota; Metazoa; Chordata; Actinopteri; Pleuronectiformes; Paralichthyidae. Gene Ontology annotation, molecular function: GTPase activity; GTP binding.